AUGAAAAACCGAGAGGGACUCAAACUAUUCACUUACAUUAUUUUACUUGUCAUUAUAAAAGAUAAUGUUGACGCUCAUAUUGGUUGUUACGUCUGCGACGAAUGCGCGAACCCUUUCAGCUCUCAAGUGACAGGAGUAUCGUUAAAUACAGAGUGCCGUUUUUGUAAGACUACACUUACUUAUAGUAAGAAUAUGGUGACAAUAAAUAUUGCAAAAUCAUGUGGUCAAAUGAAUGAAACUUGUGUAAAUAGAUACAUUGCUUGGUAUAAUACAACAACGGAAGAAAAUUGUUGUAUUACUGACUUAUGCAAUGCAUCUAAUGUUCAGUUGUCAAAGUCAAUAGUUGGUCUUUUCAUAUCUGGUUUAAUUAUCUUAUUAACUUGUUAAGUGUUAUAACACUACUCAAAUUAAGCACACUUUUAAAGGAUACAUACUACCAAUCAACAACUGUCAAAGAUAAACAUAACUUUUGAAUAAAACAAUGUAAUCAUUUAAAUGAAGUAGUAUUCCACUUGUUUACUUUAUUGAUGUUGUUUUUUUUCAUUAUUUUUUAAUGAGCUACAUUCAUCUUAUCAUCCGCACACCAUUGUUUGCACACGAGUUACUUUGUAUUGAUUUUUUAUGUGCUUAAAUCUCACCAAUGUAGUAAGAUGACCUAUUGAUUAAUCCACCUGACCAUGAAUUAUGAGCUAAUUAUGAUGAGAAUUGUUUAUAAUAGGUGACCUACAGAUAGAUUUUGUUUUUCAAAUAAAGAAGUCAAGUGCCAUUAUCUGUAAAGUUAUUUUGGCGAGAUUAUAAUUUAUGGACGAACCAAUCAGAUUUAAGAUAGCAGGUCUUCGAUUUUGGUGCGAGAUUCAUCCACUCAUUUGGCCAAAUACCAUUAUAGCUUAUGUCAGUUCGUGAUGAAAACAUUAAAUAUAAUUUCUAAUCCUAACGUUCAACUGUAAAUCCUAAUCAUAGUUCCUCACACUAAUUUAUAGCUCUGGUAAGUAGAUGGACAUUUUCAAAGUCAUUUUAGCGUUGCUCAGAGGUCGUUCAUAAAUUAUAGUCUCACCGUUGUUUUGUUUGCUACAUGAAAAGUAGUUACUUAAUUUAAUGAAAUAAUUCCUUCUCAAGAUUUUUGAAUGCAUUGCGAAAUUC
Messenger RNA from Schistosoma intercalatum, 1140 nucleotides. Lineage: Eukaryota; Metazoa; Platyhelminthes; Trematoda; Strigeidida; Schistosomatidae. The record is from the annotation of a GenBank genome assembly.